This is a messenger RNA of Vigna angularis (adzuki bean), 2539 nucleotides long. Its product is annotated as polygalacturonase At1g48100. The record is from RefSeq and is a predicted model, not a curated record. NCBI's taxonomy places the organism in Eukaryota, Viridiplantae, Streptophyta, Magnoliopsida, Fabales, Fabaceae. The transcript has 6 exons. Gene Ontology annotation, biological process: carbohydrate metabolic process. Gene Ontology annotation, molecular function: polygalacturonase activity. The coding region runs from base 817 to 2262 and encodes 481 amino acids.
UAUAACACAAAUAAACCAAGAAAAUAUAUGUUAAGAAUUCAAAAUAGAUUCUUCUAUUGGAUAUGGCUUAAAGUAAAAGAAAAUUUGCUUCACAAUAGCCUAGUAACUGAAAAUUGUUCAAUGUAUAAGAUUGAGUAAUGUAAGUGAAAAGGACGUGGCAUGGGGUACCAGAAAAGAUGAACUUUUUCAUCCACAAAGGAAGAACAUAACGGAUUGGUAAAAGUAGGAAAUGGAAAAUCUUUGUGAAAUAAUAUUUAAUUAUCUUAAUAUAUAAAUAAAAGGUAUCCUCAUUUCUUUCCCUCUCAAUCUAGCUCCCAAAACAACUUUUAAGCUUAAAAUGAAGGUUAAAUAUUGAGAUAAAAUUCAAUUUCAAUUGAGGAAGAACAUGAAAAAGAAGCAUGUAAAUUGUUUUCCCUAACUUUAUCAAACAAAUAAACUUUUUGAAUUUGAAUGUAGUAGAGCUUUAAACAGAAUGCUUACCUCUAAAAGUACCUUUUAAAGUUUCUUUGACACUCUGGCCUUUUCAACCAACAUGAAUUCUACACGUGGCAUCCUUAUGGUUUGAGCAUUCCUUGUGUUCCAUAUCAUACAAGUUUUCCAAUAUAAAUAUGAGUGCUCUUUGCUAAGCUUCCUCUGGAUAUGCAUUAAACGUUUUCCAUUCUUCUAUUUCAUUCUCAUCCAUUUAUCUCAAGAACUACAAAUUCUGAAUUAGAAGUUUUGGUCUAUUUACAGAAACAACUUAGCAUCAUUUUGUGGUCCUUCCCACAUUGGCACACACAUUCACAGAGUGAAAAUAUUCACAAACUAGAACCCCUCAUGGAUCUCACAGUUCGUGUAUGUUCUACUCUAUGGAUCAUUGUGACCCUUUUGAACCAUAAUUUUGGAAAUGUGGAGGGAAGAUACCACCAUCACAGCAAGCAGAGGAGAGUUUCUUCUGUUCCUACUGCUCCUUCUGAUUCUUCCACUGAGCCAGAGAACCCAAACCCUUCAGUUCCACCCCCUGCUGAUUCUCCCACCGUUCCUUCUGACCCUUAUCCAAAUGAUAACCAAACCUCCUCUUCUGACUGUGUUUUUGAUGUGAGAUCCUUUGGGGCAGUUGGAGAUGGUUGUGCUGAUGACACACCUGCAUUCAGGGCAGCAUGGAAAGCAGCAUGUGCUGUGGAGUCUGGAAUUCUUCUUGCUCCAGAAGACUACAUCUUUAAGAUCACUUCCACUAUUUUUUCAGGUCCAUGCAAGCCAGGAUUGGUAUUCCAAGUGGAUGGAACACUGAUGGCACCAGAUGGACCAAAUUCAUGGCCAGAAAAAGAUAGUAGAAACCAAUGGCUUGUAUUUUACCGACUUGACCAAAUGACUCUAAAUGGUACUGGAACAAUAGAAGGGAAUGGAGACAAAUGGUGGGAUCUCCCUUGCAAACCUCACAGGGGUCCCAAUGGAAAAACUUUGUCAGGACCAUGUGGUAGUCCAGCUAUGAUACGAUUCUUCAUGAGCUCCAAUUUGAAGGUGAAUGGGCUUAAAAUCCAAAACAGUCCUCAGUUUCACAUGAAGUUUGAUGGUUGCCAAGGAGUGCUGAUUGAUAAGCUCUACAUUUCUUCACCAAAACUGAGCCCCAACACCGAUGGAAUCCAUGUAGAAAACUCCAAAGAUGUGGGGAUUUACAACUCCAUGAUAAGCAAUGGUGACGAUUGCAUUUCAGUUGGACCCGGUUCCUCAAACGUGGAUAUAGCAGGUUUAACUUGUGGUCCUAGCCACGGGAUUAGCAUUGGAAGUCUUGGAGUGCACAACUCUCAGGCAUGUGUGUCAAACCUGACAGUCCGUGACAGCAUCAUAAGAGAAUCAGACAACGGACUAAGAAUCAAGACAUGGCAAGGGGGAAUGGGAUCAGUGACAGGUCUGAGAUUUGAUAGCAUCCAAAUGGAAAACGUUGGGAACUGCAUCAUCAUCGAUCAAUACUACUGUUUGUCAAAGGAAUGCCUAAACCAGAGUUCAGCUGUGCACGUGAAUGAUGUGUCGUACAGCAACAUAAAGGGCACCUAUGAUGUGAGAACAGCUCCUAUUCACUUUGCUUGCAGUGACAGUGUUGCUUGCACAAACAUCACUCUGUCUGAGGUUGAGCUUUUGCCAUUCGAAGGAGCAUUGCUUGAUGACCCCUUUUGCUGGAAUGCUUAUGGGACACAGGAGACCUUGACUAUACCUCCAAUCAAUUGCUUAAGGGAAGGUGACCCUGAGACAGUGGGCGAUCUUUCUGAAUAUCAAUGCAGUUAAACCAGACAUGUUACUUAUAUCAAAUAUAUAUAUAUAUAAGGUGGCUUAUAGAUACAAGAUAUUAGAUGAAAUAUAUAUGAUAUAUGAUAUACUAUACAUAUAUGAUAGAACAUUAUUAUGUUGAUGAUGGUUCUCUGUGAUAAUCUUUUAGGAUUCGUCCCUAUCUGGGUACAUUAUUCCCAUUUUGUGCGAUGAGAUGCAGAAAUUGGUCUCUUUUGGGGCCUACACUCUGUAAUAGCUUCAUUCAACAUUUAUAUAUUACUACACCUUAAUCUUC